Messenger RNA from Anolis carolinensis (green anole), 3967 nucleotides. RefSeq names its product copine 3 (gene cpne3). The transcript is spliced from 17 exons. The record is from RefSeq and is a predicted model, not a curated record. Gene Ontology annotation, biological process: cellular response to calcium ion; ERBB2 signaling pathway. Lineage: Eukaryota; Metazoa; Chordata; Lepidosauria; Squamata; Anolidae. Gene Ontology annotation, molecular function: calcium-dependent phospholipid binding; receptor tyrosine kinase binding. The coding region runs from base 374 to 1987 and encodes 537 amino acids. Gene Ontology annotation, cellular component: plasma membrane.
UGAGUCGAAGACCCUGGGGCGCAUGCGCAGAGUGUAGUUUUCCUCCUCGCCCGCUUCCCCCUUUGGGAGCGGUUGCUGUGGUUACACAAGGGCGAGGGAACAGCGUUACGUAGGAGGCGCCGCCCCAAUUAAGUAUCUGGGAGGCCUGUUUUUUUAUGGCAUCUUCGCCUUCGUGGGUUCGGCGUCGUUUCUGUGGAGCUGGUUGAGGCCCUUUUCUUUGAACCGCUGCUUAGGGGAGGUCGGUUCUUCCCCAGUUUCACUAUUCUUCCAGUGUUUAUGCUACUAAAUAGCUUCCAACUUUGUGAGGAAGAAACGGGAACAGACAUAAAAAGACUUAAAAAGAGUAUUGUUGUCAGAGCCUUUGUUCACUGAGAUGGCAGCACAAUGUGUAACCAAGGUGGAGCUGACCAUGUCCUGUAGCAGUCUCUUGGAUAAAGAUGUCAGCUCCAAGUCAGACCCAUUGUGUGUGCUUCUUCAGCACACAAGUGGACAGCAGUGGUAUGAGGUUGAUCGCACAGAAAGAAUAAAAAAUUGUCUGGACCCAAAGUUUUCUAAGAGAUUUCUAAUUGAUUACUACUUUGAACUAGUCCAGAAACUCAAGUUUGGAGUGUAUGACAUUGACAAUGCAACCGUUGAACUGAGUGAUGAUGACUUUUUAGGAGAAUUUGAAUGUACCCUGGGACAGAUUGUUUCUAGCAAGACACUGACUAGGCCUCUAGUGUUGAAAAAUGGGAAACCCGCAGGAAAAGGAAAAAUCACGAUUACUGCUGAAGAAGUAAAGGACAAUCGAGUGAUCAUAUUUGAAAUGGAAGCAAGAAAACUAGACAACAAGGAUUUUUUUGGAAAAUCAGAUCCUUAUUUGGAGUUCCACAAGCAGACAUCUGAAGGAAACUGGGUGAUGGUACACAGAACAGAAGUUAUUAAAAAUAACCUGAAUCCUGUCUGGAGACCAUUCAAAAUUUCUCUCAAUUCUCUAUGUUACGGUGAUAUGGACAAAACAAUAAAGGUGGAGUGCUAUGAUUAUGAUAGUGAUGGAUCACAUGAUCUUAUAGGGACCUUUCGAACCACAAUGUCACAGAUGAAGGAAGCAUCUCGACAAUCACCCGUUGAAUUUGAAUGCAUCAAUGAAAAGAAGAAGCAAAAAAAGAAAAGCUACAAGAAUUCAGGCAUUAUCAGUGUUAAACACUGUGAAAUUAUUAUGGAAUGUACUUUCCUUGAUUACAUCAUGGGAGGCUGCCAGCUGAAUUUUACUGUUGGCAUUGACUUCACCGGCUCUAAUGGAGAUCCCCGCUCCCCAGACUCCCUGCAUUACAUCAGUCCUAAUGGAGUGAAUGAAUACUUGACUGCCAUUUGGUCUGUGGGGAUGGUCAUCCAGGACUACGAUGCGGAUAAAAUGUUCCCAGCAUUUGGAUUUGGUGCGCAAAUCCCUCCAUCAUGGCAGGUGUCUCAUGAGUUCCCACUAAACUUUAACCCAUCAAACCCAUUCUGCAGUGGGAUCCAAGGUAUUGUGGAUGCAUACCGGGUCUGUCUUCCUCAAGUAAGAUUGUAUGGGCCUACCAAUUUUUCACCAAUAAUAAAUCACGUGGCAAGAUUUGCUGCAGCUGCUACACAGCAAAAGACAGCAUCAAGUUAUUUUGUGCUCCUCAUUAUCACUGAUGGUGUGAUAACAGACCUAGAUGAGACCCGAUCUGCCAUUGUUAAUGCUGCCAAACUUCCCAUGUCCAUUAUCAUUGUUGGUGUUGGAGGGGCUGAUUUCAGCGCCAUGGAGUUCCUUGACAGUGACAGUGGAGCCUUGAGAUCACUGUCAGGGGAGGCUGCUAUCAGAGACAUUGUCCAGUUUGUGCCAUUUCGGCAGUUUCAGAAUGCUCCCAAGGAAGCUCUGGCUCAGAGUGUCUUAGCAGAAGUGCCGCAGCAAGUGGUGAACUAUUUCAGCAUGUUCAAGCUCCAGCCGCCAAAGAAGCCUGAAGCAAAGCCAGAGGGGAGCUGAACCAAAGAUGCCAAUAUCCUUUGCCUAGGUGGAGAGUCCCUGCACCACCUGCCUCCUUCAUUCGUCGCAUAAGUAUAUAAAGUGUUAAGAUUGUCUUGCUCAUUUUUGUUCUCUGUUGCAAAAGACAUCAUUUUGUUUAACAAUCCAUGCAGAUUGAAAAACAACUCAGGCAUACUAUGCAACUUUUGGGAAAGCAGAGCAGUUAGCUACAUCAUCAACUCUUUUGAUUCCUUCUCUGUGGGGCCUGGAACAAAGCACAGUAACUGCCUCAUAGUGAUAAGUUGCAAAACAAACACACUGUUUUGGUGCCUUAGAAAUAGUUGUUGCUGCAAUUUGACUUCUUACGUGAAAGGACUCUGGCUUGCAGAAGUGUAGUAUAAAACAUGUAAUCACUUGCGAAGAAGCAUCAGGGCCAUGGCAGGGCACAACCUUUCUCAGAAGCAUCUAUCUAUAUUUUGCCUCUGUUCCUUGUUUACUAGCUUUCUGUGCUGAAUCUGAAUACUUACACCUUGAAAAUUUUUAAUAGUAUAAAAUAAUAUAAAAAUAUAAUAUGGAACGGAAGUGUUUUAAGACUUGCAGGUUAUAUUAUUUUAAAUCAAGGUAUGCCAUUUACAUAUGCUCUAACGUUGCCAUCAGUUAGUACCUCUCUAUUCUGCAUACAGAGGACAUACGUGUCAUAAGGAUUUUAUUGUGUCAUUUUACAAAACCAGUUAACUUUUGAAGACUAUAACUGUAGAGGGACAGCAUGUUAUUUAUCAUGUAUUAGCAAGCCUUGCACCUGCCAAUAGGGAGUAGUUCUCUUCAUGGAGAUUAUUUUCCCAAAGUUUUAUUUUGUAUACAAAGUGGAAUAUUUGGCCUAAACUUAGCUAUUAGACCCAACUGAUAGAAUUCAAUGGAAUGUUCUAGUUGGGGCUAAUAAUUGGAUUUAGGCUUAUAAAAAGUAUUUAUAAUAACUUGGUGUAGCUAGUUCCAGGAUGCUUCUGUCUUCUUCAUUCUGCUAAUCUGUAACUGACCCAGAAUGAUCACAGCCUCCUGUUUGUCACAACACAAGUUAAAUUAUUGUUAUCUAGGGUCCAUAGUGCCUUUGGGAAUCACUUUUAGUUACCUAUUUAGUUUACUAACUGCAAGGAAUUUGUUCACAUUUUACCUGGCUUCAACAUUUCUUCAUCUCAAAACUUCAUUGAUUAGUAGCCCACGAGGCUUUCAGUGGAAAUAAUUUCUUGUACUUGGUUAGAGUGUUGCCAGUAAGCCAGAUAUGUAUAUAGUAUUUCUGUUUUCUUUAUAUAAUACAAGUGAAAUGGGUUAAGCUGAACCCUCUGAAAAUUAUUGUGAAAUGUAUAAUGUGAUAGAUUAUAAAGACGAGCCCCAAAUGGCCAGAAACCAAAAUCUGUGUUAAUCGUACAAGAUAGAGAUGCUAGCAUUCAUGUGUUCUCCUCUAACACAGGAAUUACCUGUCUUACAUCUUUGGUACUUUUUAUCUUAUCACAAGUUCAAUUCAUCUGAAGCUUAAACUGGUGUCUUUAGGUUGGUAAUUUUGAAUGUAUCCAAUAAAAUGGCAUAUUUACUUUCUUAAGUGAAGGUGAUCGAUCUAUAAAUAGCCAUUUAUUGCUGUAAUAGAAAAUGUUGUUCCCACUAGAAAUAUUUUGUACUAAAAUGUCUCUUUAUUGAUGUCUUUGUAACAACCUGUAACAACCUGUUGGAAACUUUCUGUUCCCAUUACAAAAAUGUCACUGACUUUUCGCUAACUCUCUUAAUUAAGAUCAUGAUUUCUAAGCUAAUAUCAAACCAAAACAUAUCCCUGGAAUGUGGAUGUGUGUUGUGAUGCCAGAUGUUUUAUAAAUAUUAAUUUACUGGAUUAUGGGCAGCCUUUUCAAAAUUUGCUUGCAAUCAAAAUGUUCAUUGUUUUUUUAAAAAUUCCAACAAAGUCUAUAAAUGCUUCCAUAUUUGUAGUGCUAUUUAACAAUAAAGUUUGUAAAAUUA